Messenger RNA from Oncorhynchus nerka (sockeye salmon), 8459 nucleotides. RefSeq lists its product as uncharacterized. Bases 186 to 7451 code for a protein of 2421 amino acids. Lineage: Eukaryota; Metazoa; Chordata; Actinopteri; Salmoniformes; Salmonidae. Gene Ontology annotation, molecular function: chromatin binding. Gene Ontology annotation, biological process: protein localization to heterochromatin; negative regulation of gene expression, epigenetic. The record is from RefSeq and is a predicted model, not a curated record. Gene Ontology annotation, cellular component: heterochromatin; nucleoplasm. The transcript has 23 exons.
CGUCAGCGGUGGUGUUGGGGGGAGCAAGGCAAUCCGUGCGUCGAAAACGUCAGUGAAGCAGCAUGGCGGAGAUGUGGUUGGAGUGUCUGUGCUCUGAGUGUGUGGGGAAAAAACACUCUCAGCCGAUUUAACAAGAAAGAUCAGUGUCUAUUGCAUUUUUUUUGUCAAAUAAGUGUUUAUCUAAGAUGGAGAGCCACAGUGGUGGCAGCGUCCCUGCAUCGAAAUACAGCUCAGUGAAAUAUUACAUCCCACCCGAGACUUACGUUACACCAAGUCAAGAUGGCGAGCACUCUGGUACCGAGCAAGCUGGUGGUACCGAGACUAGACCGAGAACUGGAGUGUCUUCUACGCAAUAUAUUCCAAAGGCGGGGGACCACUUGAACUUUCAAAUACCGAGAAAGAACAAAGAAAAGAGAGCCUUGUUCCAGUAUGUGUCGUCAGAGUCCCGGGAGUUUGAAGACAUCUUGACCAUCCUGUCAUCCAACUACAGAGAAGCCAGCUCCAACGGGAUGUUCAUGUACACCAAGCCAAGACUGGUCCACAGUGAGCUGCUGGAGAAGGACUUUGUAGAGAAAAGGAGAGAGCUGAAGCAGGAUGGGAGGACGGAGAAGGAACUGGAGGAGACUCAUUGUUUCCUGAUGGCUGACACCACCAAGCUGCCAUGGAUCUGUGAGAAGGGCCUGCUUGUGGGGCACAGCUGGAUCACAGCUCUGGGGAACCCCUCCAAGGGUGUUUAUCUGUCUAAAAACUCAGACCUACUGCAGAUCAAUCCUUUUAACCCUGGAGUCAUGGGAGAGAUCAUCAUAUUCAAGGUCAUCAAGGGUAAAGUGAAGAGCAUCUAUGAGAACAUGUCAAAGAACCUUCUGGACCCCACGCCCAAGUUUGACAGCCAUUUCUCCAAGAAUGCCAGCAAAGUGACAUCUCUCACCUCCUAUAGAGCAUACGAGCUUACUCAGCAAUACUUCUAUGAGUAUGACUUUGAUGAGCUGAAGUCUCGGCCGAGACACGUGUGUCCCUAUGCAGUGGUCUCUUUCCAGUUCAAAGGCAAAGAUGCUCCUCUUCAAGCCAAGCCCAUAGCUCCCCUGAGGUCAAACAGCCAAACGUCUGAAGGAAGUACAGGCAGGAGUAAAUACACAGUGUGGAGUGGAGAGCUGGUGAAUGAGGGUAGAGCAGUGUCCCAGGUCUCUUUCUGCUCCUUCUCACCCCCCUUCCUGCCUUUCAAACUGCCUGAGAAGCUGGAGUUGGGUCUGGUGAUGUGUAUAGACCAGGUGAAUCAGAUUAUCCCCUCAGCUUUGUUCUCCUGGAACCUGUACGCAGGCAGCCACGAAGUGUUGAAGAAUGGAACCUACUGCAGUCUGCUGGAGGUAGUGGACAAGAGCAAGUCAGGUGACUGUCUGGCAGCACUGCUACAAGGCCUGGAGACACAGAGGCUGGUGCUUGUCCACGCGUUGGCUGACAAAGGAUUCCUCUUCCUCCUGUCUUCAGUUCAGAUGGCUGCUCCAACUGAAAGAAGAGAUGGGUGGAAAAGAGGCCUUCAAGCACUCUUUGUUUUUCAAGAGUCGAGGGAUGUGACAAAAUACAGUACAAAUUGUCCAGCUACCCAGGAGCCUUUGCAGUCGUCAUUUUCCCAUGACACUGUGAUGCCCCAGCUUAAAAGCUUUGUCCCGGCUCUGCAUCAUGCCCUGGUCAAGGUGCGCUGCAACCCGCCUGCUGACCUCUCGGCCGGGGUCGAGCACCAGGCCAGGGACUACCUAAGUGGACUUCACGAUGGAAAGCUCCGCCACGUUCCCAUGACUGAGUACGACACCAAGCUGGAUGACCGAGGGAAGCUGUUCCCGGCUCCAAAACACCACAAGCUCAACAUGGAGGGCUACCUGCGCUCCUACGUCUACAGCCCUAACCUCUACACCAUGCCCGUGGUCCGGGCCAAGGAGAUGAUGGAGAGUUACUGUGUCGUGCCAGAUGACAUCAGCCCUGUGACUGAUUGUGAGGGUGGUAGUAGGGCCAGCGGGGACAAGCCAGUGGUAGGGUCAAAGAUCAAGCCUAAUGGUCCCACUGCUGCCCAGCCUCCGGCGGUCCAGGUUAACCUCUCUCCGUUUCAGUCUCGCACUGACUCCAACCCUCAGAAGGUGAAGGAGCUGAUCAACUUGAUACUGAAGUGUCGGAAGAAUGCAGAGGGGGAUGUGAGGAAGAGGGGAGAGGCGCAGGGAGGAGCGAAGGAGGGGGCAGGCCUGUUGGACCCCCGAGGGCUGAAGAGGAAGCUGGAGAGGGAGACUGCAGAGAGGACUCUGAAGUACCUGAAAAGGGCCUCACAGGAGAGGGGCGGAGAGGACAGCAGACCAGCUGAAGGGGGCCAGAACCCGUCCUGUCUGUCCUCUCUGAUGCUCCACAGUGUGGGUCUGAAAGACGUGGACCUGAGGAGAGAUGGAUCAGAGGCUGCAGUCAAGUUACUGAAAAUGUUAACCAGCCUGAAGAAUGCUGCAGGGCAACAGCCACAGAGUUCUGAGGGCAGAGGAGGAGGGUCAAGAGAGGGGGCGGAGCAAACUGAAGCUCUGCUGUUUGAUAGGAUGAUCAAGCUGGGUCUGCCGCCCAAUCAGGACAUUGACCUGAGGAAACGACCUUCUGGGGGCCUACAGGACAAGGCUGACUACUUGGAGGAGCAGGCAGCAGGCAGUAUGAGCAGUCUGGAAGGCUUCAGCCCCAGUUCCAAUGGUGAAACGCCCAGGAGAUCACACUCGCAAUGUCAGGGGGAGGAGCAGAUUCCAUGGGUCCUCAUCCCCAUUACAGGGCUGAAGUGGAAGAAGUACUGCCAGAGAGAGAAGGACAACCCUCAGGACCCGCGCUUCGUACCCCAGAUCCCCAUGGCAACCAGCAGCUACCCCCGCUGUGUUCCGGAGCGAAGGGAAAUAAAUGUCACCCCUACCCUAGAGGAGCCCCCAGAGCCUAGCCCCAGUCCUCCCCUAGAGGAGCACCCAGAGCCUAGCCCCAGUCCUCCCCUAGAGGAGCCCAGUCCCUGUCCCAGUCCCUACCCCAGUCCCUACCCCAGUCCCUGCUCCAGUCCCUACCCCAGUCCCAUAGAGGAUGAUGAGCAAUUAGCUGAAACCCCCUGUGACCCCACAGAAAUAACCAACAAUGAAAAGACAACCACAUACGAGACAAACCAGAGCCUCCUUCUGGUCCCUGUUACUCCAGAGAGCACCAGCCUCCCAGAGAAAAGCAGCAGCCCCUCCCCUGAGCCAGGGCCAGCUGAAGAACCAACCCAUACUAGCCCCAUAGAGGCUGGUCAGGAACAAGCUGAAGAACCAACCCAUACUAGCCCCAUAGAGGCUGGUCAGGAACAAGCUGAGGGACCAACCCAUACUAGCCCCAUAGAGGCUGGUCAGGAACAAGCUGAAGAACCAACCCAUACUAGCCCCAUAGAGGCUGGUCAGGAACAAGCUGAAGAACCAACCCAUACUAGCCCCAUAGAGGCUGAUCAGGAACAAGCUGAAGACCCAAACACAAUAGAGGUUGAACAGGAGGAGGAGGUUAAAGAGGUAGAGGAACAGGUGAUGGAGGAAGUGAAAGGGGAGGAAGAUGUGAUAGAAGUGGUAGAUGAGGAAGUGGAGGAGGGAGAUAAGGAGGAGGAAGACCUGAUGGAAGUGCUAGAUGGGGUGGAAGAGCAGCUGGAGGAAGGGGAGUUAGUGGAGGAAGAGAACGAACAUGUGCAGACAGAGUUGAAACAGACAGGGCAGGUGUCACCCAGACCACCCUCCUCCAUUCCUCCCAUCCAGAAUCCUCCUCCCAUUCAAAAUCCUCCUGUCCAGAGACCCGUUCUGACCAGAGUGGAAAGUAUCCUGGACCAGCAGUUCAGUGACUUCUCCACAGAGAUGCAGAUCCUCCUGCUCAGAGAGAGCGUCCACUACAGCUCAUCGCUCCUCCAUACCCAGAAUGCUUCACAGCAGCUCCCGGUGCAUCCGCUCCUGCACUUCUCGGAGUACGUCUCCUUCUACAACUCGUCCCCUCCCAUGCAGGCCUACGUCACCUCGCUCCGAGACCGCAUGGGCACCAUCAUAAACGUACAGGACCAAUGGAUUCCCGGCACGUUAGCCACCCAACCUGCCCUGGUCUCAUCUAUCACUAACCGCCACCAUGCUAACCACUCUCCUCCAACCACUACAUACUGGAACCAUUCUUUCUGUGGCCCUGUGUCUCAGUCUGUCCCCAGCCACCGCCUCUCUCCUGCCCCUACUCCUGGCCUUGCUGUGUCACAGUCUGUCCCCAGCCAGCGCCUCUCUCCUGCCCCUACUCCUGGCCUUGCUGUGUCACAGUCUGUCCCCAGCCAGCACCUCUCUCCUGCCCCUGCUCCUGGCCUUGCUGUGUCUCAGUCUGUCCCCAGCCACCGCAUCUCUCCUGGUCCUGCUCCUGGCCUUGCUGUGUCACAGUCUGUCCCCAGCCACCGCAUCUCUCCUGCCCCUGCUCCUGGCCUUGCUGUGUCUCAGUCUGUCCUCAGCCACCGCAUCUCUCCUGGCCUUGCUGUGUCACAGUCUGUCCUUAGCCACCGCAUCUCUCCUGGCCCUGCUCUGUCUCAGUCUGUCCCCAGCCACCGCAUCUCUCCUGCCCCUGCUCCUGGCCUUGCUGUGUCACAGUCUGUCCCCAGCCACCGCAUCUCUCCUGCCCCUGCUCCUGGCCUUGCUGUGUCACAGUCUGUCCCCAGCCACCGCAUCUCUCCUGCCCCUGCUCCUGGCCUUGCUGUGUCUCAGUCUGUCCCCAGCCACCGCAUCUCUCCUGCCCCUGCUCCUGGCCUUGCUGUGUCUCAGUCUGUCCUCAGCCACCGCAUCUCUCCUGGUCCUGGUCUUAGCCUUGCUGUGUCUCAGUCUGUCCCAAGUCGUCACUCUCCUGGCCUGUUUGGUCCUGAUAGCUCAAACUCUUACAGUUCUCUUCCCGUGUCUCAUUUUAAUAAUAAUAAUAGCACAAUGAUUCCCUCUUCAUCGUUUCCCGGCGCGGCCUAUUCUCCUACUCUCUACCACAACCCACCACAGACACAGAUGGGACUACCGCAACUCAGCUCCAGUCUAGCCCCCCUGUCCCUCCAACCACUGGACAGUCAAUGGACAACUUCAACACAGAACCCUGACUCAGGCGGGAGACUGGGAACCUGCAAGCCAAGUGAUAUGUCAAAAGCAAAUAAUUGGACAACAACAACACAGAACACUGACUUGGAUGUCCGAGGGCUACGAGCAAAGUUCACGCCGCAAACAAGUGCAAUGUUUGAAGCAAAAGACGAUGUCGUAAUGUUGGAUCAGCCGGUUUCAGAAGCCAACGUGGCGGCUCCUCCUCGCACUCAGAUGAUUGACAGUUUGUCAGGGGUGGGCGGGCCAGUGGUAGAGCCUGUCCCAGGGCCAGGUCCCGCCUCCCCUUCAGCCAUCAGUAGUCUGAUCAGCCAGCUGAAGCCUGAGUUGUUCAGUAACCUGGUGGAGAUUAUAAAGGAUGUCCAGAAGAACUCUGUCCAGUUCUACAUCCACACACAGGAGAGGGAGGUCUCCCACCACAUCAAGGAGUACCUCCAGAGGUUGGGUAACGUAGAACGCAGUCCUGUGAGUUUCCUGGAGAGAGAGAACCGGAUGGACAAACUAAUGGUUCUCAUCCAGAACAAGGACAUUGCAGCGCACAUUCACAAGAUCCCGGCGCUGGUGCGGUUGAAGAGGCAGCCGUCGGUGAUCUUCGCUGGAGUAGACAGUCUGGACGAUGUGAAGAACCACACCUACAACGAGCUGUUUGUCUCUGGGGGAUUCGUCGUCUCAGACGAGUUUGUCCUCAACCCUGACUACAUCACUCACGAGCGUCUGCGGGUGAUUCUGAUGUUCCUGGACCAACAGAACUCAGCAGAGAGCGUGUGGAGGUGGAGGGUCCACUGGAAGACCCAGAAGAAACUCAAGGAACAGUCCAGGUUUAAAAGUGAAGCCAGGAAGAUCUUGAACCUGCUGACCACGUACCAGAAGAAAAACAUUGUGGAGUUCCUGCCAUACCAUGAGUGUGACGCUCCAUCUCGCCCCGCCCCCGACCUGGACUGUCUCCUCAAGCUGCAGGCACAGCACAUUCAGCAACGACACAUCAUCUUCCUCACAGAGAGCCACUUCGAGAUGUUCCCCCACUACUCCAGUACUGGCAUCGUCAUCGCCAACAUCAACGACAUCAUGCACAACUUCGGUGGCCUAGUUGGUUUCCAUGACAUCAGAGACAAGCGGUCUACCUCAGUAGACCUCAUAGCUGCAGCUACUACAGUCCGAGAGGAAAAGCAUGUGCUGGAGGAACCGAUCCUUCUGGACUCCCCCUCCUCCCCAGAUCGCCUGGUGGACCGCCUGUCCACUCCGCUAAACGAGGACGACUUCCGUCCAUCCCUCCCCGACCAGCUUGUUCCUGACGCGGGGACACCCAUGGAGCUCAACUUCCAGGCCCUGAAGGAGGCCAUCUCUCAGUUCAAGGCUGAUAAGGCUGCUCGCUCACAGAUGGCACCUCCAGAGGUGGAUGGGGAGAGACCAGAGUCCCCACCAGGACCAAGGAUUCCUGGCCUGGGUACAGACUCACCAGGGUGUCUAGGGGACUCUGGAGUUGGUUUCCUCACUCCUGGUUUCACCCCGUCCCCUGUCUCUCUCCUUGGUCCUGUCCCUCUCCGCUCCAGCCAGUCCCCUGCUGGGAUCCAGAAGGAAGUGGGACUGACCCCCACAUGGCAGGCUAAAGAAGCUACCCUCUCCUCACUCCACUCUAAGCUCGGUCUGAGUGUAACUGCUGGUGCCGAGCUGACCAGUGACAUGUCUUUGUGUGGCUCCCAGGGCAGACUGAACGCUUUCAGUAGCCACCGGGAUCCUUUAGCUGGCAUUGUCACUGAGGGUCAUGGGGAGUCGGAGGCCACACCCAGCAACACUAACGACCCCCCAGGCCCUGAGCCUCCAAGGUCCCAGGGGGAGAACACUAAACCCAGCCCAGUAGAAGGCAGCAUCCAAGGGGGAGGAGGAAUGACUGACCAAGCCCCUAGCAGCCCCCUCCCUGGUCCUCCAGGUCCCAGGGCAGUUGGUGGUGGGGAUUACAUAGCGGCAGCGACAGACAGACUGGCACAGGCAGCCAGACAGCAGCAGAGAAAUGGCUUGUUACCCAUGCCUAAUACACUGUUCCUUAACAGUAACCUCAAUCUGCACAACCAUGGCAUGAGCAUAUUCCAAAGGCCCAUGUUGAAUAGGCUGGAAGGACCUGCAGGACGGGGUGGUAUUAGACCAUUGAUGCCUAAUGCCAUUGGCUGGGCUAGGAUGGGCCAGGCAGGGGGGUCAGAGUCCUGUCUAUGGGGCCUUCAGCAGCAGAACAUGGGGCUGGGGCGCCACACCUUCCCUUCACGACUGAUGGGGAACCCUCAUCACCCCUGGGGUAGUAACCAGACUGCUAACCAGGGGCGUGGGAAUGGCCCUUGGAAGCGGUGACGAACGGCCGAGUGAACAAACAAGCGUUGUGUUCAGUAGGUAUCAACCUGAAAACACUGAGGAUUUACCGGGAUGUUCAGUUUUGUUUUCUGUUGUGCCCAGAUGGAUAGAGAGCAACUAGCACGACUACCUACUUGACCGAGUCAAAUCUCUUCUACACAUUACAUUUCUUACUGAAUCCUCCUGUCCCAAACAGGCCCCACUAGUGAAUCUUCAUUUAUGAUCCUAAAGAAGCGCUUUACUUGACAGGAAAUCACUUUUUUCCCCUUCCAGAUGGUAAAGCCAGCUGUGGCCUGGCUGGUGCUGCCUGCUGAUGAUACUACUCACUAACCUGUCAGAUCUUGUCAAACCAAACAAUUAUAUUUGUAUUUUCUAGGAAAACUUUUUGUUAUUACUUGUUUGUUUAGGGGCUGUAUUCAAUCAGAUCCCCUUUAGCCGACAUCUGCGUAGCGGUUGUUUCGGCGGUGAAACAGCAGAGCUGUCAAAUCCACGAGCAGCUCCUGGCAUUAUACCCAGUGGACAUUGCCAUUGUCUGAACGGUGUUCCAUUAAGAGAAAUCCCAUUAGAAGUUUGAACAGUGGAAUGUGAGAUGUAGUCUACACCUCCAUUAGGAGAUAGAAAGCCUCAGCAUUGUUCAAUUAGAGCGUGAUUAUUUCUAUAUAGCCUACACUUCCUCAUUCUGAACGUCUAAUGGGAGAGGGCCAGCCUCUACACUUCCUCAUUCUGAACGUCUAAUGGGAGAGGGACAGGUGUGGCUGAGUGACAAUUAUCACAAGAGCAGCUCCUCACCGAUUUGAUGCCUCAGUUUGACCUUCAACACCACUAAACCAUACACUAUGCUACGCUUGAUCUGAUUGAAUCUAGGCCUAAGUUAAUAUCCUUGUACCUUUUUUGGUUUUGUAAAGAAGUAUACUGUAGCCAUGUGGCCUUGUACAGAAAACCAGUGGUUUUUAUCUUAAUGUUAUUUUUUACAACUUUGUUUGUAUUAAAACAUGCUUGUCAAAAUUA